AUGCUAAUUUUUUAUGCAAUCGGAUUUUUAAAAUUUUUCACUACGCUUUUACAAGGUGCGCCAGCCCGAAAUGCCGUUAUCGAUAAGAGUGACCCGAUAAGCCUUACCCAUGUUGGUGCACACAUUUUUGGCAAACCUCACUGGGUGCCCAGCGAAAUCCUCACACAGUUCGAAGAAAACUCAACGCUGAAUCCUGAAGAAGUCGGUCCAUAUCUGGAGGGUGACAUGCUUGUCCCAUACGAGCAAACAUUUUAUUUUCGCAAUGGACUCAUAGCAUACAGUACCCACUGGCCUGGUGCUGUCGUGCCCUACAUCAUACAAGGCGAUUUCAAUGAAAAAGAGCUGGCUAGAAUCACGCACGCCUUUCACGAGUAUCACAACAAAACAUGCGUACGCUUCAAACCACGCACUUACGAGCACGAUUAUCUUGUGAUCACAAAUCAUAAAACUGGCUGUUGGUCGAGUGUGGGUCGUCUGGGUGGUCGACAGGAGGUGAAUUUGCAGACUCCCCACUGUUUCCACAAUUACGGUACUUCGAUGCAUGAACUCAUGCAUUCACUCGGCUUCAUGCACGAACAGAAUCGGCCUGAUCGCGAUAAUUACAUUCGUGUGUUGCGUCAGAACGUUAAGAAAGGCAUGCUGGGAAAUUUCGCGAAGGGUUCGCCGAAGGAACUGCAUCACUUCGGUGUUUCAUAUGAUUAUGCGAGUGUAAUGCAUUAUUCCAAGACCAGCUUUUCGAAGAACGGGCAACCCACCAUUGAAGCGCUAAAAAACACUAAAGAGGCGCUAUUGAUGGGCCAACGUAACGGUUUCUCCAAAGGUGACGUAGCCAAAUUGAAUGCGAUGUACAAAUGUGUGUGAGGGAUAAAAAAAUAAGAAUAAGAUGACAACUAUUUUUUAUAU
Anastrepha obliqua is the source of this 903-nucleotide messenger RNA. Its product is annotated as hatching enzyme 1.2. The coding region runs from base 1 to 861 and encodes 286 amino acids. Gene Ontology annotation, molecular function: zinc ion binding; metalloendopeptidase activity. The record is from RefSeq and is a predicted model, not a curated record. The transcript is spliced from 2 exons. Gene Ontology annotation, biological process: proteolysis. NCBI's taxonomy places the organism in Eukaryota, Metazoa, Arthropoda, Insecta, Diptera, Tephritidae.